AUGCCAAAAUAUUCAAAAUUCAUGAGAAACUUCUUCACUCAUAAAAGGAAGAUUGAAACAUUUCAAUUAGUUAAUUUAAGUAAAGAAUGCUCUGCCGUGCUACUCAACAAACUCCCACAAAAGAAAAUCGACCCCGGAAGCUUCACCAUCCCUUGUUCCAUUGGGGGAUCUCUUGUAUGCAAUGCACUAGCCGACCUUGGGGCUAGUAUCAAUCUCAUGCCCACAUCAAUGUUCGACCGACUCGGACUAGGUAAGACAAACCCCACAAAAAUGAGCAUACAACUCGCCGAUAGGUCCAUCAAAUACCCGCAUGGUGUCGCCGAGAAUUUAUUGGUAAAAGUCGGAGACUUUGUCUUCCCGGCCGACUUUGUCAUACUCGACAUGGAGGAAGACACCGAAGUACCACUCAUUCUAGGAAGACCAUUCCUUGCCACCGCUCACACAAUGGUGGAUAUGAGUGAUGGGAAGUUAACAUUGAGGGUCGGAGACAAGGAAAUGUAG
Helianthus annuus (common sunflower) is the source of this 501-nucleotide messenger RNA. RefSeq lists its product as uncharacterized. Bases 1 to 501 code for a protein of 166 amino acids. The record is from RefSeq and is a predicted model, not a curated record. NCBI's taxonomy places the organism in Eukaryota, Viridiplantae, Streptophyta, Magnoliopsida, Asterales, Asteraceae. The transcript has a single exon.